AUGGCGUUGGGACUGAUUCUGGUGGCGUUGUGUUUGGCUGUGUUUUGUAUGAGUCUCGACAUGACCAUCAUCUCCACCGCCAUCCCACGCAUCACCGAUGAUUUUCAAGCUUUGGACGACGUCGGUUGGUACGCAUCAUCCUACAUGCUAACCCUCUCCGCUUUUCAACUCUUUUACGGGAAAUUGUAUACGUUUUUCAGCAAGAAAUGGAUCUUCCUGAUGGCGUUUGCGUGGUUUGAGAUUGGGAGUGCGAUUUGUGGGGCGGCGCCGAAUUCGACGUGUCUUAUUGUGGGACGUGCGAUAGCGGGAUUUGGAUCGGCGGGUUUGUUUUCUGGGGCUCUUUUGAUUAUUGCGAACAGUGCUCCUUUGGCGAAGAGGCCGACUUAUAUUGGGAUUGUCGGGUCUAUGUAUGGACUUGCUUCGGUGACUGGGCCACUAAUGGGUGGCGCCUUCACUGACCAUUUGUCUUGGAGAUGGUGCUUCUACAUCAACCUUCCCAUCGGAGCCAUGACGGUGCUGUUCAUCGUUUUGUGCUACAAAGAAUCACAUCGAUCCCGAGCACAAGUCCUCCAGACAAGCUGGAAGGCUAGAGCUAAGCAGUUUGACCUCGAGGGCCUUGCGAUCUUCUUGCCCAUGGUCAUCUGUCUUCUGCUUGCAAUGCAAUGGGGAGGCUCGACCUACCCAUGGUCCGACGGUCGCAUAAUCGCCCUGCUUACGCUUUUCGCAGUCGCUCUAGUAGCAUUCAUCGGGGUGCAAAUCUGGAAGAAAGAUAACGCAACAGUACCACUGCGAGUCCUCAAGCAAAGAUCGAUCGCCGCAGCCUCAUGGUUUGCCUUCACCCUCGGCGCAUCAUUCUUCAUCCUCACAUACUACAUUCCCAUCUGGUUCCAAGCGAUCAAAGGAGCAUCUCCAGUCAAGUCAGGCAUCAACAACAUCCCCAUGGUCUUAGCCGUUGUUCUCUCCUCAACCCCCACAGGCAUUGCCGUAACCUACAUCGGCUACUACACGCCCUUCGCAAUCCUCUCGUCCAUCCUCUUGGCAAUAGGAACCGGACUCCUCACAACAUGGGAAACCAACACCGGCUCCGCAGAAUGGAUCGGCUAUCAAAUUCUCUGCGGUCUGGGCGUGGGCUUCGGCUUCCAACAAACCAUGCUCGCCGCACAAACCUGUCUCCCAAAAGCAGACGUCCCGAUAGGCACAGCAAUCGUGGUCUUCUUCCAAACCCUCGGCGGUGCGCUCUUCGUUUCGGCCGCGAAUAACAUUUUCAACAAUAAGCUCUUGUCUGGGAUAGCUGGGGUGGUCCCGGGUUUGAGUCCUCAGACAAUUCUUGAAACGGGCGCCACGGCUUUGAGGAAUGUGAUUCCCGACGGCUAUCUUCCUGCCGUGCUGGAGAUUUACAAUGAUGCGUUGGUCGGCACGUUUUAUGUGGCUACGGCGUUGGGUGCUUUUUCGAUUCUGGGAUCGGCGGCUCUGGAGUGGAGGUCGGUGAAGGGGCAGGAUGUUCAUGCUGUGGCUGUGUAG
Molecule: messenger RNA, 1521 nt
Organism: Pseudocercospora fijiensis CIRAD86
Lineage: Eukaryota; Fungi; Ascomycota; Dothideomycetes; Mycosphaerellales; Mycosphaerellaceae
Exons: 6
Coding region: 1-1521 (506 amino acids)
Biological process (GO): transmembrane transport
Molecular function (GO): transmembrane transporter activity
Source: RefSeq, a predicted model, not a curated record